Molecule: messenger RNA, 1280 nt
Organism: Sitodiplosis mosellana (orange wheat blossom midge)
Lineage: Eukaryota; Metazoa; Arthropoda; Insecta; Diptera; Cecidomyiidae
Exons: 9
Coding region: 142-930 (262 amino acids)
Source: RefSeq, a predicted model, not a curated record
CAGGUGAGAUCGGCAAUGAUAUAAAUCUGGGGUAGCACUCGGACAAUUUAGUACCUUUUUGAAUCCGAUUGAGGGUGUGCAACGUCGAGAUAAAUCUUUGUAGUUGUUCAGUCCAACGAAAAAAAAUCAAAAGAAAUCAAUAUGAAAAUAACAUUGAUUGUGUUCCUGUCGUUAGUUACUUUGGUGAUUUGCGGCGACAAUCCACCCAAAGACAAGUGCGUAUGCACAGAGCGACAAUGCACAGAUACAUCAUGUGAAGAUAAACAUUGUCUUUGCAUUAUUAAAGCAAUUAAGAAUCUUUUAGCACAACCACAUCUAAACUACCCAAAAAAAUGGUUAGAGUUCUACUUGAAAAUCAUCCAAGAACGUUGUCUUUGCAUUCGAAGAUGCCAAACUAUCUGUAGCCCGAAAGAACUUAUUGAAUGUACAACCCAUGCAUUCGAAGUGUUUUAUUGCAAAUUCCACAAAUGGCUUGCCGGAAUUUCUGGAGACAAAGGAUAUAAAGAUUUCAUUAAGGACAUCCAACAUAUUCUCCGAACUUGUCUCAACAAAGAUUGUAAACCAAUCUGCUCCGGUGACGAUGGCUGCAAAGCAUUCAACAUUAAACCAAAAGACUGCGGCUGCACAAAACGAUGUGUUGUGAAAUUCCUUCAAGAUUUCGCCAAAUCUUUGGAAAAUGAAUUUGCUAAAGAUUCAAUCUCCAAUCUGGCUUUGUAUGCAUCAGCAUUCUACGAUCAGCGCAUGAACUGCGAGCAUAUUAAAAAUGAAAACCAACGAGAACUGUGCAUCGAAACGGCAGAAAGAGAAAUUAACCGUAUCCGUGAUGCUAUCAAAGACGAAUUGAUCACAGAAUUGGGAGUUUGCAGAGCUAUCGGCAUUAUGAGUGCUGUUGACCAAGGUAUUGGUGGCUGCGCCUUCGAAAAGAAGUAGAAAUCAGUUCAACCGAAAAAAACAAAUUUCUCACUCACACCCCCCCCCCCCCCAACAUUGAUGAACUCGACCAUUAUUUUUCUCAAUACGCAAUUUCUCUCCAUUCCAAUGUAAUUCUUCUUUCAAAAAAAAAUUAGUGUUUAAUAGAGCCGUAAAUCAUUUCCCUAUGGACAAAAACAAAUACCUUCUCAUGUGAACUUCUACCUAUGAAAAUCUUCGUCUAUAUGGACGUUCGAGAACAAGGAGUUCAUAUGAUAAAACAGAUUUAUCAUUUUUCUUUCUACAUUUAUUUUACUCUUUUUUUCUUUGUCUUCUUCUUCUUUUCAAUAAACAUUUAUGUGCAUUUUGAA